Microdochium trichocladiopsis is the source of this 1491-nucleotide messenger RNA. RefSeq names its product Snf7-domain-containing protein. Gene Ontology annotation, cellular component: cytoplasmic side of plasma membrane; multivesicular body; ESCRT III complex. Gene Ontology annotation, biological process: late endosome to vacuole transport via multivesicular body sorting pathway; vesicle budding from membrane. The transcript has 2 exons. NCBI's taxonomy places the organism in Eukaryota, Fungi, Ascomycota, Sordariomycetes, Xylariales, Microdochiaceae. The record is from RefSeq and is a predicted model, not a curated record. The coding region runs from base 1 to 1491 and encodes 496 amino acids.
AUGAGCGAGCUGCUCAACUACCUCCUCCAGAACGAGGAGUCUUUUCGCAAUAGGACGCGACUCCCCGCCCUCUACUCCGACUUUCGCCAGCAAGCAACUUUGAACCCUGACGGGUUCCAAGCCAACGUUCACGCAUGGAAGCGCGGCCUCUCCAAUGCGGCCCUUGCCGGCCACGUGCCCUCGAAAACGGCCACUCGAUCACACCUUGUUCUGGAUCUCGAUGACGCUAUUCUCGACUCCCUGACGAGCCCUCAAUAUGGCCGUCCACUGGCCCUUGGUUCUGUCCUUAACGAGGCUGUCGGCACGGGCGAGAUGCUCCCUCUCCAGCAGUUCCUCAAGGCACAACAAUCUAUAUACCAGAAAAGCUGGGGCAGCAUACCCUUGAACGUCCUCUCCUGGGGGUUACGACAGGUCGGCGUGCUUGGCGCGCCAGGCACGGGGCGUGGCAGCGACAAGAUUCCUCACGGCCAGUUCGUCCUCCUGCCUAACCUCGAAAGCGCCUCAAAGGCAUUUGUGGACGCGACGCGCGGUCGCACAAGCCCGUUUGAGCGGACGUUUUCUAAAGCGCAGUUUCGGAGGACCUUCGGCAAUGCCGUGCUGGGCCACAGCGAGCAGCUCUCAGAUGCCGACAUGGAGGUUCUCAUUCGGCACCUUACGCGAGACAAGCCCGUCCUUGCUACAGACGGCACGACGAUCAAGAUCCGAUCGGACUCCGGCGCCAGCGAAAACGAGGGAAGGAUCACCGAAGAGGACUCAGCAAUCGCCAGCCUCAAAGACCUGAUCGAGGACCUGACCAGGCAGACGGAAAUUUUGGGCAGACGUGUCGAGGAGCUCAGCGCGGCCGCCCAAGACGCCGUGCGCCGCAAGAAUCGCGUCUCGGCCCUCGCGGCGCUCAAGAGCAAGAAACUCGCCGAAACCAAUCUCGAGAAGCGGCACGCGACACUAUACCAGCUCGAGGAAGUGGCGACCAAAAUUAGCCAGGCCGCCGACAACGUCGCCAUGGUGCGCGUCAUGCAGAGCAGUACCUCAGCGCUGCGGUCGCUCAACAGCCAGGUCGGUGGUGCCGACAAGGUCGACGAGGUCCUCGACUCCCUGCGUGAGCAGAUGGGCCAGGUAGACGAGGUGGGCAAUGUAAUUGCCGACACCGCGGGCGUGUACAGCGCCGCGACUGUAGACGAGGCAGAAGUUGACGACGAAUUCGAGGCCAUGCUUGCAGAGGAACGGAGGAAGGAGGAGGCGGCGCAGCGAGUCAAGGAUGAUGCAGUCAGGAAGGACGCAGAGGACACGGCAGCCGAGGAGACGAGGAGGAAGCUGGCCGAGCUCGAAAGGUUGGGUCCAGUCCCGACACAGCAGCCAGACGCAGGAAAGGAGGCAGAGAAGCGACCAACGACGCCUGGUACAGCUACCGCUGAAGAACUGGAGAAAUUGAAUGUUGGUCACACAUCAGCGGAACAGCCAAGGAAAGAGCCCGUGCGGCUUCCAGCAGAGUAG